Molecule: messenger RNA, 2529 nt
Organism: Debaryomyces tyrocola
Lineage: Eukaryota; Fungi; Ascomycota; Pichiomycetes; Serinales; Debaryomycetaceae
Source: the annotation of a GenBank genome assembly
AUGGAUAAAAAUCCAAGUGAAAAUAAUCAGUAUUCAACAAAUUCAUCGGGCCAAUUAUUCAAGCCGAAUAACUAUGAAAAGGCGCCAAUAAUCCAAUCAGGACAGCCCAACCCAAUUGAAUCAAAUUUAAGAGGAAUCACUCGACCAUUGGAAACUUCGAGUCAUCAAUAUUUACCUUAUACUAAUUAUCAAGGUAGUCAGGGUUAUACACUCCCCCCACAAGUUCCUACGCUGCAAUUAGGUAUGGAUCCGACUUAUACUUCUUCUCCGCAACGCCAUCAAUCGCUUAGUCAACCUCAUUUACAAGGUCCAUCACAGAAGGUCAGAAUGAGGGUAAGCAAAGCAUGCGAUAGGUGUAGGAAUCAGAAAAUCAAGUGUUCUGGAACUAUACCAUGUAAUACUUGUGUAAAACAUAAAAAGGAAUGUAAUUAUUCAACACAGAAUAGUGUGCCGAAUAACAAUAUGCCCAACUACGAAAAUGUUCCUACCAAAAGAGCGAAAACAGAAUCACCAAUUACAGAGGGUAAUUACUCCACAUAUAAUAACAAUCCUGUACCCCAAGAUGCUAACGAAAGCAAGAACACUAUCAAUGAAAAGAAGUACAUUAGUCAUUUGGAAAAUAGAGUUCAAUAUUUGGAAUCCAUACUUCUGGAAAAUUGUACUACAACAUUUAAACCAGUUGACAAUAGAGACGUUGAAGAAAAUAAUGAAGGUGUGAAGAAAAAAUUGAUUAUGUCAAGUAGUAAGUGGAGAUAUCUGCGUCGUCAUCAAGUAUUAUUAUCCGUUAAGCUAUGUCUGACUAUGUAUAAUAACUUAUCGGAAGAAAAUAAGAAAAAAGUGGUAUUACCAAGGAGCCAAUAUUUUGGUUGGAAUAUGUCAGGAUGUCACUAUGUUUCCAACGAGAGAUUGCCUGAUUUACCUGAUUUUCAGUUACCUUCUAAAUCAGAAGUGUAUUUUGAUUUCUUUUUUCGUGAAAUUAACUCUGUCUUUGCAAUUUUACAUGAAAAUUUAUUUAGAGAUCAAGCAAGGGAUUAUGAGGAAUUAUUUAAAAGUCAAGUGCAUUUGGAUGCCAGUGAAAGAGAUGCUAAAACAAACCAAACAAGGUUAUUUCUGGCCAUAUUAUAUCUUGUCUAUGCAUUAGCUAUAAGAUUUCAAGAGUUUCAAAAGAAGGAUGGACCCAGUAUAGAAAUUCUACAAUUAGAAGAACAAUUAUUCAAGUACAGUUAUAAAGUAAUCUCUAUAUUAAGCUUCGAAUGGGAAUCGUUUGAAUUGAUACAGUCUUGGUUGCUUAUAACAUUGUACUUACGGAUAUCUCAUAGGCAGACUUCAUCAUACAUGGCUUUAGGGCGUGCAACAACAAUGACACGGUCAAUGGGGUUAGGAAAGAAUAAUCCAAAACUAUUGACGGCAAAACCUUACAUACGCUUAAAGGCUAAAAGAAUAUUCUGGUGUAUAUACACUAUAGAUCGAUUAUUCGGAUUACUGUCCGGAAGAUAUGGUAGUCUAAAUGAUACUGAUAAUAUGACACCCAGUGAAAGUCUUGACUUCGAAGCGGAAAGAGAUUCUUGGUUAACCAUGCCAGCAUUUGCAUUAUUACAUGUAGCAAGAAUUUCGAACUUUAUCCAUACCUCUGUAUCAGACGAGUUUGGCUUAGUUAAAUUGCAACAAAUUAAUGGUGAAUUGGACCGUUUGAAUUCUUGGCUCAAUGAGAAUGGAUUUGACAACCAAUCAUUAUUUGAAGAUACGAAUCAAUUUCUGCCAUUAGUCAAAGCACAAGUGAGGUUACAUUACUACGAUUUGAUUAAUUGCGUACAUGGUAAGCUCUUGUUCAAUUACAUUGGAACCAAAAUAUCAAACCAAGGUUUGAAGAUUCACAUGAUUCUUGAUUCUUGUGAGAGCAUUAUUCACAUACUAGAUCAAAUAAACAACGCAAAUUUGUUAUACACACCCUGGUAUCUAUUCUUAACGUUAUUAUUUGAUAGCGGUAUCAAUGCGAUCACCUUGAUCAAUGCGGGAAUGCAUAACCUGAAGUGUAAACGAGUCCUACAAACUUCGAUAAGGUUAAUAACAGUUUUGAGUGAAGCGUCGGUAAAAAAUAAAGCAGGAGAUGUGGUUAUUGGGGGCAGAUAUACUAUGGCUAAGGAAUGCUUAUGGGCAAUCAAGAUGGCGAACCAUAUAUUAUCAUUGAGGUUAGAAGAGGAUAUGAAGGACAUCACCAGUUAUGGAAUUGACCACGGGUCUGCUGAAGUGAACAAGCAAACAUUCGAUCAAUUUGGAGUUAACAAGCAAGGUGUUGUACCGGAAGAAAAUUCGUGGCAACAAUCGGACAAUAAAGCAAAGAGACUGAAUUCAAUAAUAGACAGAGAAAAUUUACCUGCCAACCAUCAACAAGAAUCAAACUUUGCGAAUGAGUCUGAUAUUGCUUCUAAUUUAGAUAAUCCCCUUAAAUAUGAUGAAAGCUCUAUCGAUUCUCAACUUAGUAAUUUGCAUUGGUUCGAUCAAUGGUUAGAUUAUAGUUAUGAUAUUUAG